CAUAGGUACCACACCACCCUGUGCCUCUCACUUGACUCUUCACAUGGAUGUGCUCUAACACUGCACUAAGCUACAGGACACUACCUUUGGAUAACACUGGACUUGAAAACCACAUGCAUAUUUUGUGAUAAAACUGGGCGUGGCUGGCCAGUAACACGGGAUGAGCGACGGAAGUGCCCAGGUUAACGGGCCAACCAGCCCCACGGGGAAGUACAUAGACACAAUAGACCCGGAAGACCCGGAGUAUCAGCGACAGAUGCGGCGGCCGGCAGAGGUGAAGGAAGACGUGAAGCAGAUGGAGAACCGCAGCCGAGUCUCCGUCAUCCUCAACAGCCAGGCGUUUCGGGAGGAGCUGGAGCAGAUUGUGGAGGAGCAGCUUGCCUCAGGGUCGCAUCCUGCGUCGCUCAUUGCCCUGCAACAGAUCUCCGACCUUCUCCUCCCACACACACGAUCCAACCUAGGAUCCAUGGCCAGAGGGGCCUCACCAGUCAUUCCAGUAAAUGAUAUCCGAGGGGUGGAUUCAAUGAACUACACUAAAGGGGAGAAGGUCCUGCGAUGUAAGCUGGCAUCGUUAUACAGACUUGUUGAUAUGAACGGCUGGACACAUGGAAUCUACAACCACAUUAGCGUGCGUGUAAGUCAGGAAUCGGAGCACUUCCUGCUCAACCCGUUUGGUUUGCUGUACCCCGAGGUGACGGCCUCAACGCUCGUAAAGGUAGACAUGAAAGGUAAUCUCGUAGACCCAGGAUCCACGACGUUUGGUGUAAACAAAGCUGGCUUCGUUCUCCACUCGGCCAUCCACCAAGCCCGCCCGGACAUCAAGUGCAUCAUUCAUCUUCACACACCCAAUGUUGUUUCAGUAUCGGCAAUGAAGUGUGGAUUACUCCCCCUUUCACAGGAGUCUCUUAUCUGUGGGAGUCUGAGUACUCAUGAAUACACUGGAAUACUGGUGGACCAGGAAGAGCGAGACAAACUUGCUCGCAAUCUCGGGCCCACAAAUAAAGUGAUGCUGUUGAGGAACCAUGGAAUGGUAGCCUGUGGAGAAUCUAUGGAGGAGGCGUAUCAUUACGCAUUCAAUCUGGUCGCUGCCUGUGAUACACAAAUGAGAGCAGUACCAGCAGGGCUAGACAACCUGAUCCUGGUCGAUGAUGAGACCCGGAAAGAGACAUUCAAGGUGGCCAGCCAGGGUGGAGGAGGGGUGGACGUCACUGGACGCAAAUGGAAGACAGGAGAGCUGGAGUUCGAGGCCCUCAUGAGGCAGUUAGAUAAUGCAGGUUACCGCACAGGCCAUGUUUACAAGAUGCCUAUACUGAAGCAGGAGAAGAAAGAGAGGUCUAACAGUGACGUCGAGGUUCCCCCAUCCUCCAGCUCCUUCACAUAUGUUUUUGAUGGCGACAUCGAACAUUCGAAAUAUGCGUCUCCCUUGAAGACAGCCUUGGAGAGACAGAAACAGGCUUACAAGGCUGGCUGGCUCACAUCCCCCAACACAUACAAGAGACAGGAACUGGAGGAGAUUGGUACAACCAACCCCAAGAAAUACACAAAGUGGGUACCCGAGGGGACAGAUUCGCCCUCUAAAACCAGCACCCCUAUAAAGGUGGAUGGCCCAAAUCAGUUUGCACCACAGGGAGAUAACCCAAAAGAACUUAAACUGAAGCAGAAGCAGAUCCGAAAAGACUACUAUGAGGACAAGGUAUCAGCUGGACCCCAGUCCAGAGUCUUGGAAGGAAUGUCAUUUGAUGAAGCACAGCAAAUGAAACAGGAUGGGAACCUAAGUAAUGCCUCGGACCACGUGAUCGUUGUUGGAGCAGCAUCUAAAGGCAUAAUCCAGCGCGACCACCAGCACAACGCUGUAGUGUACAGGUCGUACUACGCAGCCAACCCCUUCGAAAACAUGUCGGAGAAGGAACUUGAGGAAUACCAGAAGGGGCUCACCAAGCAGGAAGGUGGAGAGGACCUAAGUCCAGGUCCUGAUGGCCGCCUCAUCUCCUCAGAAGAGCGUAUGCAACAGCUCAACUCCACAUCUGCAGAAGAGUCGGGCAUUGAGCCACUGCCUGAGGAAACUAACCUAGAUGAGAGUGUGAAUGGCCAGCCUGAGUCGCUGCCAUCCAACAAUGAAUCAGAUGAAAAACGUACUACUCAGGUUAAAAGGUCCGAGUCCGAGCGACAACCUAUGAGAAGUCCUGAGAUGAUUCGAGAACUUGAGAAGAAGAAUCUGGAGCGAUCAAAAUCUGACAGACAGCCCCGAGAAGAAGGUGGUGAAGGUGAGAAACCAAGCUCCCCUGCCAAGUCAGACACCCUGAGGUCGACAGACAGUGCAAGCGGAGGCGACACACUAGAAGAGCGCAGUAGCAAGGAGGGCUCCCCAACCAAGGAACAGCCAUCUCCCAAGAAGGAGAAGAAGAAGAAAAAGUUCCGCAUGCCAUCCUUCUCCAAGAAGAAGAACAAGGAGAGCAAGGAAAGUGCAAUCUGAGUGUUCCCCGAUCAAUGAUGUCAUCGGCAGCAAACUAUGUUCUCACUAGCUACACGACUCACUCCAUCGUCCCCUCACAGGGGCGCUUUGAGCAGUCCUUCUACCACUUCAACAUUUGCUUUUGUUGGGGACAUGCUGCAGCGUUGAUCGGAGGAGCAGACGGCGAAACCUUGUUUCAUUUAGCUUUUAUACAUGAAAGAGAGAAAGAAGGGAGGCAACUCUUGGUUUAUUGCUUGUUACUGUCGUAGUCACAGUCUAUGCAUUUUCUCGCCACUCAUUUCAUCCUUGUACCAAUGAGAGAAGACUGCGAGAUCAGUGCUGCCAUUUGUGACAUUUGAGGCCAUGUGUCCAGCUUACCAUGUACCCUGCUAGGUUAGUGAACGAGGAGGAGUUUGGACAUCUGGCAGGUUUUAUCACCAUCAUUUUUACGAUAAUAGUGUCCGGGAGGCUACAUUACAGAUAAUUGUUGUCAUGGAAAUUGUGCUUCCUGAGGGAUAAUUAGACCGUUUUUCUUCUGUUAUUUUGCAUUUUAGUCACUUUUAAUCAUGUUUUUUGAAAUAUAUGUUAGCACAUGUAUCACAAUAUUGCAUUUAUGUGCAAAUGUUUCAUGUUCAUCCAACAAGUAUUCGUACCAUCGUUCAGAUACUGGCUCCUCCAACAAUAGUGCUGUUCCUCCUGAAUACUCUCAUAUCAAGGAGACAGCUGUUCCAGCAAGGCAGAGUCUGUCUGAGUGUGCCGCACUGAUAGUGUCACUGCCCUCUUGAUGUAGUAUUACCAUGGCAACUCACAGACAUCUGCCGUGUCAUAUUCUAAAGCAUUACACCACAUAUGGUAGUGUUUGUACGCCUAUCUAGAUCUUCUGUCGUAGUGGAGGUUGCGUAGACUAAGGGCAGAUAACUCUUUGCUUCCACUUCAUUGAUUUCAUGUCACAGUUUGCUGCUGAAAACAUUUGAAUGACCUAAUAAGUAUAUUCAGGGGACCCUGCUUUCUAUUUUCAAACAUUAGAUAUAUUUCAUGUUACCACAAUAUUCAGUGAGCUGGAAACCAUGUCAAGACUUGCUUGAGGAUUUCACAGAUGUGUUUUGAUUCGUUUUGGACUUAGGUAGCAGAGCAUGAAUUGUCUGGGAUUGGGGAUUUUGGUGUCAGGGGAGGUUACUCUGCUGUUUCCUUUCUGGAUGUGUGUAUCAAUGUCAACAGUCCUGUGUAACUUAUAUACCAGAUAUGGAUCCGUCUGUGAGGCAUGACACGAGGACGUGUACAAUUUUGUAUUGUUUGUGAUGUGUACAGCUGUGUCUCCACUCCUGUAAGUCUAUGUUCUCUCUCUCGACAUUGUUGGGUGCUUGAUGUUCGUAUCCAUUGUACUGAUCAUAUGCCUUUCCGGAGUAAGUCAUCAGUGCCCAAGUAAGUCUCAGAAGUUUCAUGACAUUGAGGAAAAAUUAAAUGUAAAUGUAACAGUUGGGAUGUAGAACAGGAGAAAGGUAGUUGAUUUGUUUGUUUAAUGAAAGGUAUAUAACCAGGUGUAAUAAUGGAUAUAGCAGCAUUAAAGCAUAAAACUGGUUGGUUCUGAUGUGAUUUCCCAGCUAUGAAAGUGUCCUGUUAUAUCUAAGGCUUGCAGUUGUCAGCCUGUUUGUCGUAGUUGUAGUUCUCAUCUGUAAAUAAGUGUAAAAUCAUACAUCAACAAGUGACCAGAAUUGCUUUUUAACCUUGUUUUGUACCCAUGCAUGAGCUGAUAAAUCGUAGAAAAUACCAUGGUGACAUAGCUUAGUAGAAUCUUAUGUACAUUUGAUUGUAUAAUUGAAAGCGAUACAAUGGCCUUACUUAACCAUGGAAUUGAGGCUUUUUCUAUUUUAUGAUUGUCAAGUUUUAAGCGUCAUUUGUGUUUUUAUAAUUCUGUUACGUCCAUAUUCUAGAGAUAGCGGCAUGGUUGUGUUUCAACCAGCUCGGGGCAGAAAUAUUAAACCUGUAAAUAACUUGGUGCCAAUCCUAGUGAGCAUUGCGCUAGAUGUUCCACAAGAGUCCUGUUAGCUGCCUGUGGCCGGGUGUUGCUAGGACUAGUUGGAAGUGGCCGUGUCUUUUGCUGCUAGGAGUAGGUACCAGAGGAAUCACUUGAAGACUGUACAGUGUAAAUUUGACCAAUCAUGUAAGCUUUUGUUUUGUUAUGAAUGCCAUUUUGUUUUCCUGGCAAGUGUUAUGUAGCAGCGAUGGAAGCAGACGGUUGUAAACCACUUCCUGUCUUAAAUAAAGAGUUCUCUCCCUUUACAGGUAGUCACUUAUGGCUCUCUGUUUACAAUUUGAAAUACUUUUCUAUCAUUUCCUACACAGUUGUGAACUGGCUAUGAUAGGGAAACAUUCCCAACCACCUUGUCAUGGGCAUCAAGUCAUGACAAGAUGCAAACAGGGGCCAUUAGAGGUAGCUGAGUAAAGGGAAGUCACAAAGCUUGCUGAGAAGGCACGAGCUGAAAUAUAUUGUUAGUCUUCGCAUGAAAAAUACAAGCAAACUUUGAUUAAUUUAUGUGAAUUGUUACUAUGUCAUGAAUAUAUACUACCUGUGCCCUCCCCUGGUAUUUAAGCGACUGUUCGUACGCUGAUCAGAAUGCUUUGUUGACUUUAGAUGGUGCAAUUUUUACAUGAAAACUGUUUUAGGAACAAUUUUAAGUAUUUUAUUUGCUGACACUAAGUGGUUGUGAAGUUUACCAGUGGAUACUGUGUUCAAGUAGGAUUACUUGCUUUUUACAAUUCUAGUUGUUUCUCAACAAUAAUAACCAAUACUUAUUGUGUAGUUCACCUGUUGCAACACAUUGCUUCUUAGUGACUGUUCCGAGACCGUUUCUGCCACGGUCGCAGAUGCUGAUGACACAAGAUGCUAGUGUCUGUCCACUCAUCUUUUUGUUAUGAACAGCUUGUAGUAACCCUGUACUGCUGUGGCAAUAAACAUGGUAAAAGUUA
Messenger RNA from Haliotis rubra (blacklip abalone), 5419 nucleotides. RefSeq names its product protein hu-li tai shao-like. The record is from RefSeq and is a predicted model, not a curated record. Gene Ontology annotation, molecular function: actin filament binding. Bases 161 to 2473 code for a protein of 770 amino acids. Lineage: Eukaryota; Metazoa; Mollusca; Gastropoda; Lepetellida; Haliotidae. Gene Ontology annotation, cellular component: plasma membrane; cytoskeleton; postsynaptic density. The transcript is spliced from 19 exons.